AUGAGUAAACUCAACAGCGAGCUACUCGCGCAAGCAGUGGACAACAUCCUGGCGUUCUCUGCGGGUGAGACCGUGACCAUCAAUGGCACGGAGCACAAGGGCAAGAAGCGCAACUUUAACGAAACCAUUGAGCUGCAGAUUGCGCUCAAGAACUACGACCCGCAGAAGGACAAGCGUUUCAGUGGCACGUUUAAGCUGCCGACGGUCCCGCGCCCCAACAUGAAGAUCUGCGUGCUGGGUAACGCCAUUCACUGUGAAAUGGCCGAGAAGGAGAACUUUGAGUACAUGACCGUGGACGACCUCAAGAAGUUCAACAAGAACAAGAAGGCUGGCAAGUUCCCGACACUUGUGACGUCCAACGACUCGCUCACGGAGAAGGCCGAGCAAGUGCGUGCGACGAUCAAGUUCCAGAUGAAGAAGGUCAUGUGCUUGAACGUUGCCAUCGGCCACGUGGGACUCGACAAGCAGAAGAUUGUCGUGAACACGCAGCUGGCUGCCAACUUUUUGGCCUCGCUCUUGAAGAAGAACUGGCAGAACAUCAAGGUGCUGUACCUCAAGUCCACGAUGGGUCCUGCAGUGCAGAUCUUCUUCUAG
This is a messenger RNA of Hyaloperonospora brassicae, 594 nucleotides long. The record is from the annotation of a GenBank genome assembly. Lineage: Eukaryota; Oomycota; Peronosporomycetes; Peronosporales; Peronosporaceae.